This is a messenger RNA of Diatraea saccharalis (sugarcane borer), 2594 nucleotides long. Lineage: Eukaryota; Metazoa; Arthropoda; Insecta; Lepidoptera; Crambidae. The record is from the annotation of a GenBank genome assembly.
CCUUUUAACAAGUAAGUAAUAAGGCUGUAUCUCGCGCACUGCCCGGUAGUUUGAUAAAGGCAUGCGCGCGCGCGGCCGUUUCAGUUAUGGCGCGCGUUCGGGAUUUGCUGCUAGUUCUUGCAUUAACAUGUGUGACCGGAGAGGAGGUUGCGUCCACGCCAAAACCUAUUAAGGUUCUGGACACAAUUAUGAAUCCAUCAUACAUCCCGGCAGAAGAGAAACAUGGGUUUUAUUGGAAGAAAUCUGCCAUUACCACCUUGAAAUCCAAGCUGAAAGAGACAAAAAAUGUAAAUAAGGCGAAAAACGGAAUCCUGUUUAUCGGCGAUGGAAUGUCCGUGGCCACUGUGAUGGCGGCGAGGACCUUCUCUGGGCAACUGGAGCGAGGGUUAGGAGAAGAAUCAGUAUUGGAGUUCGAGAAAUUCCCAUUCACGGGACUAGCAAGGACAUACUGCAUUGAUGCCCAAGUGCCUGACUCAGCGUGUACGGCAACGUCGUAUCUGACCGGUGUAAAAACAAAGUAUGGAGUCAUCGGUUUGGACGGGAACGUCACUAGAGGUUCCUGCCACUCACAGCUGCAUAGAGGAAAUUGGGCACCCUCCAUCGGCCAAUGGGCUUUGGAACAAGGAUUAGAUGUUGGUUUGGUGACAACUACAAGGAUAACACACGCUUCACCCGCGGGAAUGUAUGCACACACGUCAGAGCGUAACUGGGAGUGUGACGCCGAUGUCCCUAAGGAGUGUCUUACGUUGGGUUGCCGGGACAUCGCAUACCAACUCGUGAUGGAUAAUCCAGGUCGACAGUUCAAGGUGAUAAUGGGAGGCGGAAGAAGGGAAUUGCUUCCUAACGUAUCAGAUCCUCUAGUGAAGACUGUUGGCAGAAGAUUAGACGGUCUGGACCUUACUGAGAUGUGGCACGUAGACAAGGUCAACAAAAAUGCUACACAUCAAUACAUUACUGACAGGAAUGAACUAAUGAAGGUAUUCAACUCCGAUGAUCUUCCAGAGUACCUUUUAGGCUUAUUCAAAGACGACCACAUGGACUACCAUUUGAAAGCCAAAGAUCAACCGACGCUUGAGGAGAUGGUGGAAGUGGCAAUCAAAAUGCUUAGCAGAAGUAAACGGGGAUACUUUUUAUUCGUUGAAGGAGGUCGAAUAGACCAUGCACACCACGACAGCCUAGCACAUCUAGCUUUAGAUGAAACAGUAGAGUACUCCAAAGCUGUAAAGAAAGCCAAACUCCUGACCAAUGCGGAGGACACUCUAAUAGUCGUUAGUUCAGACCAUGCGCACACUAUGACGGUCGCAGGAUACCCCUCGAGAGGAAACGAUAUACUUAGUACAGUUGACACAGCAACCGGUGAUGAUAGAAUGCCUUACACGACUAUAAGUUAUGCAAACGGGAAGGCGGCCUCUAUUGGAGCUGAUGGGAAACGAAUCGAUGUCACGUUGAGUCAGCAGUUUUUGAAUCGAGACCUUGAAUAUUCAUACCCAAGUCUGGUGCCACUGGAUUCUGAAACUCACGGCGGAGAAGACGUGGCGGUCUUCGCUUCAGGACCAUGGGAACACCUAUUCACCUCUAGCUACGAACAAAACGUAGUACCUCACCUUAUGGCCUACGCGAUGUGCCUCACUGAAGACAAACAUGAACAAUGCAAUUAUACACCGAGAAAGCCCAAGUUUUGGACGUCGAGUGCAUCGACUACAAGAGUCAGUUUAGUUCCUUACGCCUUAAGUAUAUUGACUGUGAUAACCAUGUGUUUAUAGAAAGUAUUAUUUUUUAUUAAUGUGUACAAAAAUAUUACCAACGGUAAUAUCCGCCUGAUGAAGCACAAUUGAAAUGUUUUCGUGUAAUUACCUUAACGAUGCUUUUAAAGAUUUAGGUACUUUUAAAUAUUGUGACUAAGAAAAUUAGAUUAGUUAUAAAGAGAAUUUUAUGUACGUAUGUUAUAUACAUUUUAAAUAUUUGUAGAUUGAAUGUACAAUCAAGAAAUUUCAAUGCAGAUUUGUUAAGUCUUUUAGUUAAUCAGGAAGUAUUUAAAUUAAAACCCAAAGCACUAAAAAAGCACCUCCACUAGAUAGCGAGUCUAGCAAAAGUUGAUUUUUGCAGGAAACAAAUGGAAAAACUGAAAUUUGAAAAGAUCGUAACUUAGAUAUCAAUACAAAUACGAAAAAGUACAGAUAGAAUAUGAGUUGUUUAUCGGGUCUUGAAAACUAAUUUACUUUUAAAUUGAAAGAAAAUCGGAAAGGUUGUUAUGGAGAAAUCAACAACGUACCGUAGCGAAAUCUAGUUUGAUUUCGGGAACUAGUAUUUUUUUUUUUAUACUUCCUCAUUUGGUUUGAAAUUAUUUUAUACGAUUCUAAUAUAUCCAUUUGGAGUUAAUAUAGAAUUUUCAUGUUAUGAAUUUGCCAAAUUCACGGUAAAAUUUAAAGUGAACAAAACCAAUUUUUUUGUACAAAUAUUGGCAGUUAGGUAUUAUAAAACUUAUUUGUUAAGUGCCUUAAAAAAUUUCCUUAAGAUACAUAUGAAUAUUGAAUUUUCUAUCUUUUGUUUAUAUUUGCUUUUGUACUUACUAAUAAUAGGGAUGAUGACUGGGU